AUGACCUUGCUGGGUGAACGCUUCCUUCGACUGGUCGCAAAAGCCCUCUCGCUCCCAUCAGAAACCUUCCUUCCCUUUCUUUCAGACCAGCACCGCCUCAAACUCGUACAUUAUCCCGCCCUCCCGGAAUCUGAAGUGGGCAGCCAAGGCGUCGGUCCGCACAAAGACUCAUCUGGGUGGUGGACUUUCCUCCUACAGGCUUCUCCGCCACAUAUAAAGGGACUGCAGGCUCUGAACAAGAACGGCGAAUGGAUCGACGUGCCUGUUGUACCGGGGUCGUUCGUGGUCAAUAUCGGACAAGCGUUCGAGGUGGUGACCAAUGGGGUGUGCAAGGCUACAACGCAUCGCGUGCUAUCUGGUUCGUUGGAGAGAUUCAGCGUGCCAUUCUUCCAGGGCGUGAGGAGAGAUUUGACAAAGGAAGAGGCGGUUGGUUCGUUGAGGGAGCAUUUUGACAAGCCUGAAAUCCGGGGCUUGGCACUGGAGUCGAACCAGGGGAGGGAUAUCGACUCUGCUUUUCUGCACGGAAAGUAUGACACGUGGGGUGAGAGUCAACUGAGAACGAAGAUCAGGAGCCACAGAGAUGUCGGGAAGAAGUUCUAUGCGGAUGUGUUUGACCAAUAUGUCAACGAUGAUCAGUAA
Colletotrichum spaethianum is the source of this 639-nucleotide messenger RNA. RefSeq names its product feruloyl CoA ortho-hydroxylase 2. NCBI's taxonomy places the organism in Eukaryota, Fungi, Ascomycota, Sordariomycetes, Glomerellales, Glomerellaceae. The record is from RefSeq and is a predicted model, not a curated record. The transcript has a single exon. The coding region runs from base 1 to 639 and encodes 212 amino acids.